Molecule: messenger RNA, 1416 nt
Organism: Lachancea sp. 'fantastica'
Lineage: Eukaryota; Fungi; Ascomycota; Saccharomycetes; Saccharomycetales; Saccharomycetaceae
Source: the annotation of a GenBank genome assembly
AUGUCUGCUGCUUCCCAAUACUAUCCAAACGAACCAACUGCGCCAGUCGUCAAGACAUCUGCUAUACCAGGACCGGAAUCCGUGAAGGAGCUAGAGGCCCUAGGAAAGGUGUUCGAUGCCAGACCAGCUUACUUCAUGGCCGACUACGAAAAAUCGGUUGGUAACUACAUUGUGGACGCCGACGGAAACACGUAUCUCGACCUGUACGCCCAGAUCGCAUCUAUCGCGCUCGGUUACAACAACCCCAAGCUAGUCGAAGCUGCGAAAUCGCCGGAAAUGAUCCGUGCUCUUGUGGACCGCCCAGCUCUGGGAAACUUCCCUUCUCGUGACCUUGAGCCUAUCCUGAAGAAGAUCCUAAAGUUUGCCCCUAAGGGCCAGGACAAGGUGUGGUCAGGUCUGUCGGGUGCAGACGCCAACGAACUAGCUUUCAAGGCUGCUUUCAUGUACUACCGUGCCAAGGAAAGAGGCUAUGACAAGGAGUUCUCCACAGAGGAAAACCAGUCUGUCAUGAAGAACGCACAGCCUGGCUCCCCACACUUGGCCGUCCUGUCCUUCAAAAAGGCUUUCCAUGGCAGAUUAUUUGCUUCUGGUUCCGUCACGUGCUCGAAGCCUAUUCACAAGCUUGAUUUCCCAGCUUUCGAAUGGCCUCAUGCAGAAUACCCUCAUUACGAAUACCCAUUGGACAAGAACGAAGCUUCCAACCGUGCCGAAGACGACCGUUGUUUGAAGAUCGUCGAAGAUCUAAUCAAGUCCUGGUCUAUCCCAGUCGCGGCUUUGAUCAUCGAGCCCAUCCAGUCAGAAGGUGGUGACAAUCACGCCUCCAAGUAUUUCUUGCAGUCUUUGAGAGAUCUCACUUCGAAGCUCGGGGUUGUGUACAUCAUCGACGAAGUUCAAACCGGUGUUGGUGCGACUGGUAAGGCCUGGUGCCACGAAUGGGCCGACAUCCAGCCUCCGGUUGAUCUUGUCACCUUCUCUAAAAAAUUCCAAAGUGCGGGCUACUUUUUCCACGACCCAUUGUUCGUGCCAAACAAGCCAUACAGACAGUUCAACACCUGGUGUGGAGAGCCGGCUCGUAUGAUCAUUGCAGGUGCCAUCGCUCAGGAAGUCCAGGACAAGAAGCUUUUGGAGCAGUGCUCUCGUGUUGGAGACUAUCUUUUCAAGAAAUUGGACGCAUUGCGUGUUCAAUACCCACAAAAGCUAUACAGACUAAGAGGAGAGUCCAGGGGUACUUUUAUUGCCUGGGACUUACCUACUGGUGCUGAAAGAGACGCUCUACUCAAGAGCUUGAAGCUCAAAGGUUGCAACGUCGGUGGCUGCGCCGAGCUAUCGGUCAGAUUGAGACCCACCUUGACCUUCGAAGAAAAGCAUGCUGAUAUUUUCAUCGAUGCCUUGACCAAAUCAUUGGCCGAGCUUUGA